Molecule: messenger RNA, 3216 nt
Organism: Nyctereutes procyonoides (raccoon dog)
Lineage: Eukaryota; Metazoa; Chordata; Mammalia; Carnivora; Canidae
Gene: SHISAL2B
Product: shisa like 2B
Exons: 3
Coding region: 1-483 (160 amino acids)
Source: RefSeq, a predicted model, not a curated record
AUGAGCGAGGCGGGCCGGGUGUGCUCGGGCUACUACAGCCUCAACCGCACCUUCGUGGAGCCCUUCGAGUGCCCCCGGAGCGGCGAGGGCGCCGCCCUCCGCUACUGCUGCGGCUUCGCAGACCUCAAGUACUGCUGCGGGGAGCCGGGCAGCUACUUCCCCUACAAGCACGGCUACAUGUGGAGCCUCAGCAUCGGUGCCCUGGUUGGACUGGGAACUGCUGCCCUUGUUCUACUUGCCUUUGUCAUCAGCGUCUGUGUCCUGUGCUACUUAUUUCUGUCUACAAAGCCUCAAAGGUUAGACAGCGGCCUCCAGCUUCAGCACCUAGAGGCGUCUUCCACUCGAGAAGGCACCCCAAACAGGAAAACCAAAGCCCCCAAUUCAAACGCAGCAUCAAAUUCAACAAUUGAAACAUCCUAUGAAGCUGAUGAUAUAAUUCAAGAUCCAAAAAUGGAUACCACACAAAUCAAAACUGUGUAUUAAACAGCCUUUGUUGUAAAAGCUCACUGCAGAGAUGGAGCCAUACAAAUAAAGAAUGCAUUCCAAAUACAGUUCGUAAUUAUGCUUUUUAAAAAUUCACAAAGCAAGACACAGCUGCAUUUUCGAUUAUUCAAUUAAUUUAUUAAAAACCUACUAAGGUUUCUGAUCAUGUGGAGUUUACUUUUAUUUGCUAAUUAAGAUAUUUUUGCAUUACAUGAAAUUAGGCUAAUACUUCAUGAGAAAUUAAAGAACUUAUCAAUAACACAGACAAGCAAGCCUAUGCCGGUGCAGAACAAUGAGAAAUUUGUCACAUCACCAACAUUUCACAAUUCUUUUGAUACUUAGAGGCAGUUCUUUUUAUGAGAUGGUACAGGAUAGGGGAAAUCUCAGGGGGAAGGGUCUUACAAAAUAGAGGUGGCAGGUUCUUAGGUCUCUUAGAGAUCAACCCAUGCCUUUUUUAGAGGGCUUGCUGGGCACAAAAUGAAUAUAUUGUCUUUAUAAAAGCUAACAUUCAGUAACAUUCCCUCACAAUGUGUAAUCUGCAUGACAAAUAUUUUCUGAAUACCAAAGGGGUAACCCUAACAAAAAUCCUUCACUGAUGAAGUUUCUAUGGAACUUCUAUAAUGAAAGUUGUAAAAAAAAAAUAAAGUUCUCUAGCUCCACCUAAGGCUAUUGCAGUAAUACCACUUAGACACCUAGAAAUCAAACUAUGCUUUCUGCAAAUUAUAAUUGUCUUGAAAGAUUUUUAUUCCUAAGUGUGAUUUCUAUUACAAGAACACGGACCUUGUUUUCUAACGGAAUUCACUAGGAAAUAAGGAUUAAUUUUAAAAGCUGGCUCUGCCAACACAUCUGUGUUGAAUAAAAUACCUGUAGUUGAAAGACUAGCCUUUCAAAAUGUGUCAAAUAUGGCUUCUCUGGUAGAAGAGGAAAAAAAAAAAAAAAAGGAAUGCCCUAUUGCUUUUGGUCAUGUUCAGGUUUUACAAACUUUUGACCAUUUGGCUGUCAAAAUUUUUACCAAGAGCUGGGUUAUCUCCUGGACCAGCACUGUGCAGUAGAAGCUUCUGGGAUGAUGGAAAUGUUUUCUUUAUCUGCACUGUCCAUGGUAGCCACUAGCCUCAUGUGGCAACUGGGCACUUAAAAUGGGGCUCAUGCAACUGAAGAAUACAUUUAUAUUUAAUUAAUCAAAGUUUAAACAGCCACAUGUGGCUAUAUUGAGAGCAUAACUCCAGAUCAUUAUUGCAACAUCUACUGCUUGUAGAUUUCACACUGGCUGUCUUGAUACACAGAUACUCAUAAUUAUCUUAAUAGUCAGAUGUUGCAUCAGGUAAAAACCUAGGUUGAGAAAGUUAAGGCACUGGUACAGUUCUACCUUUGUUGUUCAAGGGCAAGGGCAGAUGCCAUAAAUGACAGUUGGCAGGCAAACCUAUCAAGGCCAGCAAAAUGCUCAUAGUCCCUCAAACUCCUCCUAACCUUUGAGAGAUACUGGGGCUGGGCAUGGCUGUGUGUGUCAUAGGUUGUGUCCUAGGAGAGGCAGCCCAAUUCUCUGGCAUUCUGCAUAUUUUUUUUUUUUUUUUUAAUUUGGGGGGAGACAAAUGAGGUCAGAAGAUGCUGGGCUUCACAAGUGGGAUUACCAGCAUGCUGGCUUAAGAAACAUAUUCUCCUUGGAGGCCAAUGGCCCAAGGACAACUGAGUCCUAGUACUAGUACUAGCUAUAGUCUCUGCCAACCCAGGUUACCUGAGGGGACAGCCACUGGUCUCAAUCAGUGGGCCAACUGGCAUGUGUCUCUGUAACUUUGAAGCAGUUGUGCUUCAUAGAUUGAGACAAAAUAUUAAGAAAGCAAGAAGACUUAUCAAAUUACAGCCAAGACUAUACAAUGAAAAAUAUUUUAUAUGAUUUAUUUGGGUGGAACAAAUACUAGCCUAGUGACAGAAUUUAAGUCAGUCAAAAAUUAUCUAAACAUUUAAAACAAAACACAUUUCAAAGUAUGCACGUAUGUAGGUCAUUCUGGGGACGGGUCUGAUAAGGAAUACAGUAGCUUUAUGUGUUUUUAGAAGACAAGUCACUGGGAUUUUUGGUAAUAAUCAAAUCUCAGAAAGGCAAGUGGGUCUAGAAGAGAACAUAAUAGGAACAUACAAAUAAUAGGAUAUAAAAGACUCAGGUUAUUUUCUAUGUGACCGUCUCAUGUGAGUGAUUUCAUCUUGUAAAAACUGCUUAGUUGGAUUCUGAAAUGGAUGAAACCAAACUCCAAUAAGUCAUUUCUUUCCAUAAGACUCUCUCAAGGUGUCUCAUUGCUCAUAGAUUCAAGUCCAAGCUUCCAAACAUGGAACAUAAGACUUUUCUUGUGUUCCUGAAAACCUAACGGUUGUCUUGAUUCUUCCCACUUCCUGCCUCACAUAUUGCUUGCAAUUCUUGAUACACACACCCCUUAGUUCUUUUCUGUUGUGGGUUUUGUUCACAGUACCGACUCAUCAGUAACUGCCAGGACUUCCACCUUAAUCCUCAAAUCAAAAUCCAAGUCAAGCAGUACUUUCUUUAGGCAGCCUCUUCUAACUCCUCCAGGCUAAGUAUCCUUCUGUGUUUCUAUAAACGCAUGCUCAGGUCAAUCACUGCACUUCUUACACAUUGAUGUGUUCUGCUGUUUCUCCUACCAACUAAAUAUGAACCUCUUCAGGGAAGCAAAUGAGUCUCACCAAUCUCUGUAUCCCCAAUACUUAUUAGCAGUGUUUGCCAUGCCA